This is a messenger RNA of Notodromas monacha, 705 nucleotides long. Lineage: Eukaryota; Metazoa; Arthropoda; Ostracoda; Podocopida; Cyprididae. The record is from the annotation of a GenBank genome assembly.
AUGGCUCACGUGUCGAAGUGGCAUAAAAAAUUCGAAUACGAGGAUCUCAAGAAGCUUUUGAAGCCAGGUGAUCUGGUGGAGUUCCAUCGUGGGACGUACAAGCAUUGGGCAGUAUUCGUGGGUUCCAUGCGAGAUUUUUGCGGCUUUUUCCCCGCCGGGUUCCAGUGCGAAUUUUGUCGAUGUUGUGCUCGUAGGUGUCAGUGUUCGAAGCUUUAUUUAGUUCAUCGCGCGAACGCGGGUGAAACCAACGCUCUCAAUUUUUUCGCGAGAAGUGAAAGCUACAACAAAGGCAUAAGGGGCGUUGGUAAUGUAAUUUUGGAGGUGAUCGACGAUGUCUGUGAUGGUUGCGAAGUGAGAAAGAAUAACUUCGAUGAUGCUAAGCUUCCCAAAGGAUUCUGCACUGUGAUGGUAUUGAAAAGAGCGUUCAAGCAAUUCAGCAAACACGCUACAGGUGAUGUCGAGAACGACGAAUACAACCUCGUAGUGAACAAUUGCGAGCAUUUUGCGUCGUGGUGUCGUUACGGAGCCAAGUCAAGUUCUCAGAUAAAGAAUGGUGCCCUAACCUUGGGUGUCACUACCGUUCUUGCUGCAGCUGUCUCUGCGUAUGCCCUGACGCCCCGGAAGAAUGCAAAAAAGGCGCCGGAAGAAAAUGUUUCAGCGUACUCUAAUUCACCGUUCCCAAAGCUAGCUUUUGGCGUGUCCUAA